UCCACCGCCGCCGCAGCUCCACGGUCCUUCAAACCCUUCGUCUGCUUCAAGGUUUGUGUCUUUACCUGCUUCAUUUGUACUCCGUGAUGUCUAUGCUUGAAGUAAUUACCAAAGCUUCGGUUACAUCCGACCAGCUAACUUCAGAAUCACAAUACCCGAUAGUUCUUAAUCCAGACUCUGUUCUGCUCAACUUGAAACCUCAAACCGAAGAAUCAAACGAUGCUUCAUUCAUUAAACGCGUUGAGGGAUGGAAAAUUUCUCAAACAGAUACGGAGGUCAUAGAGUUAGGGCAAAAGUUCUUUAAGAAGUUGAAAAUCAAGCUUAAAAACCCUAACUCUUUCAGUAGGGUUGAAUUCAUCAGCAUAUUCAAUUCGUAUCUGGAGAAGAACAGCGAGAAACUAGGGAUUUCGAUAGGGAUUGAACCCAAGGAUGAGGGUUAUACUAAGGUACUUGUACAAAAUGUAGGGUUUGUGAUGGGUCAGGCUGUUGUAGAUUUGGUGUUAGAGGCUUGUUUUGCGUUUGAAAUUUGGGAGAUAUUAGAACCUCUGAUUGUUGGUGGGCUAGUUGAUGGUCCGUGUUCUAAGAACUUGGUCCGUAAUUCGAUUGAGAAAAGGAGGUCAGAUUUGGUUUGUUUUUGUGUUAAGCAUGUUUCUGAUCUUCAAGUUUCUGAUAUACUUUCGGUUUUGAAGUUUUUCCUGUCUCCACCUAAAGAUGCCUACACUACCAUGAAUGCUAUAAGGAAAGAAUGGGAAAUCCAAGCAUUAUCAGCUAUGAAAAUGGCAGUGGACAAAACUGUUGGUGAGAAGAAUUCGAAUUUGGCAAAGGAUGAUGUGAUUUUGCUCAUGUUGGCUUAUGAUCAGUUCACUGUCAAUGAAUUGUGCUUGCAUUAUCUGCUUGCAUCGCCAAAUCUUGAUGAUGUGAUAUUCCCAGCUUGCAUUGGUCAGUUAAAUGGUUCAGAGAUUAUGGGUCUGUUACGUUACUUGAAGAAAUGGUUGGAGAAGUAUCAGAAGUUCCCUCAAGCAUGUCAAGGUCCUAAAGCUCCGGCUACCCAUGGGUUAAAAGCUUCCGAGUUGGUUCCUUCACUUGAACAUGUUACCAAGUGUUUUGGGUUGGUUCUUGAUGAACAUUUCUCCUCAUUGGUCAUGCAUCCGGAGUUUUGUGAGGAGGUGAUAUCCAUUGAGUUGAUUGUCAAUUCUUUGGUAUCGGAAGCAAGAUUAUGUUGUACAUUGGCAAACUUAACUUCAAGUUUGAAAACCGAUGUUAAAGGUACGAAUUAUUAGGUUUUUGCAACGCAUAUCACAAGAAACAAAAAGAGUAAAGACAUGAUAUGGGAGCAUGGGACUACAAGGGAGAUGGGAUUUUGGCCCUAAAUUAUCUGUUGUGUUUUGGUGAACUUUGAAAUAGAGGUGAAGAUUGAGAGAAUGUAGAAUGAAAAAUGUCUAUUUUUUUUGGAUUUGUAUGAAGCAAAAUGGAUGUUUUUUGCUGUUGAAGUUUUGGAGCAUGUGGGGUUGGCAGCUUAUAUCAUCAAUACAGACCUUUUUUUUGCA
This is a messenger RNA of Cynara cardunculus var. scolymus (artichoke), 1547 nucleotides long. RefSeq lists its product as uncharacterized. The record is from RefSeq and is a predicted model, not a curated record. The transcript is spliced from 2 exons. Lineage: Eukaryota; Viridiplantae; Streptophyta; Magnoliopsida; Asterales; Asteraceae. The coding region runs from base 87 to 1280 and encodes 397 amino acids.